Neohortaea acidophila is the source of this 565-nucleotide messenger RNA. RefSeq lists its product as uncharacterized. Bases 15 to 194 code for a protein of 59 amino acids. NCBI's taxonomy places the organism in Eukaryota, Fungi, Ascomycota, Dothideomycetes, Mycosphaerellales, Teratosphaeriaceae. The record is from RefSeq and is a predicted model, not a curated record. The transcript has a single exon.
GCCUACAUGAAGUGAUGAUCCGAUCCUUUUUACUUCCCUCUACGCACCGUCCGGCUCGGGAGGCCAUGUCGUGUCGUGCUGCGCGGAAUGGGCCCAUCACGCCCCAUCCUCAUCACGAGCCAUCACGAGCCAUCACGACAAUAUCGGAAUGGCGAGCGAUGAAUAGAGUUUACCCUCCGCCCGUCACAACCUAGUGUGCUGCCAUUGCCUUUCUAGCUCGAGCUCGACCAACCUCCGCCUGCUUGCCUGGCCCCUGAUUACUCAACGGCUCAUAGGCCUACCUUUUGCAAUCACGAUAACUCGCGUCGCGAGGUGCAUCGUAAGCUGGCCUUGGAGGCUAUCAUUCCGCUCGCUCUCGCCCGACUCUAUCUCCACCUUGUAUGAUUCAAUCCUGUGGCCAGGUGAGCAUCAUGCUUCAAGUCGGCUAUUCGAUACAGCUUUGGUAAUGUGAUCGACACGGAACUCCUUCCCAGGAGCUUAGCAUUGUCGGGCUCUUUUCCGACGGCGCGGCCGACGUUCACGCCGGCCAAAUGCUGCACAUAUCGCUGGGACCUCCCCUCUCCCC